AAUAUUUAGUGAUAAUAUUAUUACUAGAUCUUUGAGUUAUUCCUUAUUUAUUUCAAUAUAACGAUCAGUACUUGAAUGUUGAAUACAUGACGCAUUGUAAAUAUUAUUAAAAAAUUAAAUUUAAAGAAAAUAUAGGUUACAAGUAUACUUUUUGCUUGCUGACAUAAAACUUUAAUUAUGGAAAGACCACAAAAGAUCCCUAAAGUAGCUAAGGUGAAAAAUAAAGCUCCAGCAGAGAUUCAAAUUACUGCUGAACAGUUAUUAAGAGAAGCUAAAGAACGUGAUCUAGAAAUCGUACCUCCACCACCAAAACAGAAGAUUUCUGAUCCUGUAGAAUUACGAGACUACCAACAUAGAAAACGUCGAACUUUUGAAGAUAAUAUAAGAAGAAAUCGUUCAAAUGUAAGUAACUGGAUAAAAUAUGCAGCUUGGGAAGAAAGUCAAAAAGAAAUACAGAGGGCAAGGUCUAUUUAUGAAAGAGCUUUAGAUACUGAUUAUCGCAAUAUAACAUUAUGGCUAAAAUAUGCCGAAUUAGAAAUGCGUCAUCGGCAAGUUAUGCAUGCCAGAAAUCUUUGGGAUCGUGCUGUAGUUAUUAUGCCACGUGCAAACCAAUUUUGGUACAAGUAUACUUACAUGGAAGAAAUGUUAGGAAACGUUGCAGGAGCUCGAGCUGUUUUUGAACGAUGGAUGGAAUGGGAACCUCCAGAACAAGCUUGGUUGACUUAUAUUAAAUUUGAGUUACGUUACCAUGAAAUCGAUCGAGCUCGAAAAAUUUAUAAUAACUUUGUCAUGGUUCAUCCUGAUAUUACUAACUGGAUAAGAUAUGCUAGAUUUGAAGAACAAAAUGGAUUUAUUGCUGGAGCUAGAAGUGUUUUUGAACGAGCAGUAGAAUUUUUUGGUGAUGAACAUAUUAAUGAAAAUUUGUUUAUAGCUUUUGCAAAGUUUGAAGAACGUCAAAAAGAGCAUGAACGUACUCGUGUAAUUUAUAAAUAUGCCUUAGAUCAUGUUUCAAAAGACCGAUGUCAUGAUAUUUAUAAAGCAUAUACUAUUCAUGAAAAAAAAUUUGGUGAUAGAACAGCAAUUGAGAGUGUCAUUAGUAGUAAAAGAAAACUUCAAUAUGAACAAGAAGUUAAAGAAAAUCCUACAAAUUAUGAUGCAUGGUUUGAUUAUUUGAAAUUGGUUGAAAGUGAAGGAAAUGUAGAGGUAAUUCGUGAUACGUAUGAACGAGCAGUUGCAAAUAUUCCUCCUUCAAAUGAAAAACAUGUUUGGCGUCGUUAUGUAUAUUUAUGGAUCAACUAUGCCCUUUUUGAAGAACUAGAAGCUGAAGAUGAAGACCGUACUCGUGAUGUUUAUCAAACAUUUAUAAGCACUAUCCCACAUAAACUAUUUACUUUUUCCAAAGCUUGGCUAUACUAUGCGCAAUUUGAGAUACGCCAUAAAAAUUUAUCAGUAGCAAGAAAAAGACUGGGAGUUGCCUUAGGUUUAUGUCCUAGAGAUAAACUUUUUAGAGGUUAUAUUGAUUUAGAAAUACAAUUAAGAGAAUUUGAACGCUGUCGCAUAUUGUAUGAAAAAUAUUUAGAAUUUGGUCCAGAAAAUUGUGUGACUUGGAUAAGAUUUGCUGAAUUAGAAACCGUUCUUGGUGACAUAGAUCGUGCUCGAGCAAUUUAUGAAUUAGCUGUUAAUCAGCCAAGGCUUGAUAUGCCUGAAGUACUUUGGAAGUCUUAUAUUGAUUUUGAAACAACACAAGGAGAAAUAGAAAAAGCAAGGAAAUUAUAUGAAAGGCUAUUAGAACGAACUAAUCAUUUUAAAGUCUGGAUGAGUUAUGCUCAAUUUGAAGUAUCUGCUGAUGAAGAGGAUGGUAUAGAUAGAAUAACUGUAGCAAGAAGAGUAUUCGAAAGGGGUAAUCUAGCACUUAGAAGAAAUGGAACUCCUGAAGAAAGAGAAGGUAUAUUACAGGCAUGGUACAAUUUUGAAGAAGAAUAUGGGGAUGAAACCAAUAGAACAAAAGUUAAAAAUAUGUUACCAAGAAGAAUUAAAAAAAGAGUUCCUUAUACCUCUGAAAGUGGUCGUGAUAGAGGAUGGGAAGAAAAAAUUGAUUAUAUUUUCCCUGAAGAUGAUGCAGUAAGACCAAAUCUUAAACUUUUAGAGACUGCCAAGGCAUGGAAAAGGAAAAAAUUGGAAGGAAAAAAUGAAUAAUUCAACUUAAUAAAUUAUUAAUCAGAACUAAGAUGUUCCAGAGGUACAAUUGAUUUUUUUUCAAUAUCUCUAGAAAGUGCUUUCCUCAUAUCUAAAAUUAUAUAAGUGUAAAUAAAUAUGACAUGUAAUAUUAAAUAUCAUAAUAUCAAUGUAAAAUAAAACUGUUAUACCAUAUGCAUCUUCAUCGGGAUCUCCCGAGUAAUAUUCUAAAACAGUUCGAUAUACUGUAUAUCCUAAACUUUUGUACAUGGAUAUAGCUACUGUAUUGCUAACUCGAACAUAAAGGUCAACAAACCAUGCAUCUUUCCUGAAAUAAAUACUUUUUUACAUUAGUAAUCACUUUAACAAUAUUUUUUAUUGAAGAUUUAUAUUUAAUCAAUUCUUUUAUAAACAUACUACUUUUAUUUUAGAAAUUAACUAACUUAUUUUUUAAUAAGAAUAAAUAAGUAUUGAAUUCUUUAUACAAAAAAACAUUGGUGAAAAGAAAUUUGAUCUCAAUAAAUUGCCAACUUGUUUACUUAUACAAGACAAAAACUUAAAAUAAAUAGCUAUUUCAACAU
This is a messenger RNA of Daktulosphaira vitifoliae (grape phylloxera), 2756 nucleotides long. It is a transcript of the gene crn, whose product is annotated as protein crooked neck. The record is from RefSeq and is a predicted model, not a curated record. Bases 178 to 2196 code for a protein of 672 amino acids. The transcript is spliced from 14 exons. Gene Ontology annotation, cellular component: Prp19 complex; post-mRNA release spliceosomal complex; U2-type catalytic step 2 spliceosome. Gene Ontology annotation, molecular function: protein binding. Lineage: Eukaryota; Metazoa; Arthropoda; Insecta; Hemiptera; Phylloxeridae. Gene Ontology annotation, biological process: spliceosomal complex assembly; mRNA splicing, via spliceosome.